Molecule: messenger RNA, 800 nt
Organism: Harmonia axyridis
Lineage: Eukaryota; Metazoa; Arthropoda; Insecta; Coleoptera; Coccinellidae
Product: ctenidin-1
Exons: 2
Coding region: 137-646 (169 amino acids)
Source: RefSeq, a predicted model, not a curated record
GAGCUAUAUGUGUGAAAGUAAAGAUGCCAUCAUCAUCCUCUGAAGAAGAGUAUUCCCACCCUCCCUCAUUACUAUAAAACACUCCGAUCAUCUGUCAGAAGGCACAGUCACCAUCUGACCAGUCAACACAAGCAUCAUGAACAGAUUUUCCGUGGCCCUAGCUUUCGCCCUGACGGCUGUAGUAGUAGCUGAGCCCCCAUCCGGGUACAGUUACAACAGGCCAUCCGGUGGCGGUGGAUUCGGGGGUGGUCUAGGAGGCGGUCUCAGCGGAGGCGGUGGCUACACUGCCGUAUCCUCCGGAUACCAAACUAGUGAAGGAGCCUCAGUAGACCCAGCUUUGUUGGAACAAGUUAGACAAAUCCUCCUCAAGGAAGAACAGAACUCCCAGUCUGUUGGAGGUGGCAUCGGAGGUGGUAGCGGAGGUGGAAUCAGCAGCUCUUACGGAGCCCCAUCCCAGCAAUACGGAGUACCUUCCUCUUCAUACGGUGUCCCAAGCUACAAUACCAGAGUAGUAGGCAUCGAUCUUGAGGGUAUCAAACAAGCCAUCCAGGUAGCUCAAUACAACCAAAUCUCUCAAGCUCCUGGCUUCUCAGGAUACCCAAGUGGACCAUCAAGACCAUCCGGUUCCUAUGGAGCCCCCUACUAAGCUCUAGGAGCUACAGAACUGAAGUCAGUUAAGAAUAACAUCUUCAUCCAUUACACGGGUCAUGAUGCAUGAAAUGAUGCAUUCCAAUCAUUUUAUUUUUGUAUAAAGCUUUUCGUAGGUUAUGUUUUGUAAAAAAAAUACAUUUGUCACCGUA